This is a messenger RNA of Alternaria postmessia, 252 nucleotides long. RefSeq lists its product as uncharacterized. Bases 1 to 252 code for a protein of 83 amino acids. NCBI's taxonomy places the organism in Eukaryota, Fungi, Ascomycota, Dothideomycetes, Pleosporales, Pleosporaceae. The transcript is spliced from 3 exons. The record is from RefSeq and is a predicted model, not a curated record.
AUGGAGGCGAUAGCAGUAGGUGAUCACCGCUGCAUUCUGCCUAUACCCCUCUCCCAGAAGCAAUGGCAGUGGACAUGCAAUCUCUCAGCAUCGGAACGUAUCUCCGCGCCAAUGGUUCAUCCCACGGAGCAGAAGCGGAAGCGCGAUUUGUUCCUUUCGGGUGGGAAGCAUGGCACUGUGACCCAGACGGUGCUUGUGAAGAAGAUGACGAAUGGCUCGGCGGCUACACAGGCCAGUGGAUGGGCCUUCUGA